Molecule: messenger RNA, 4503 nt
Organism: Octodon degus (degu)
Lineage: Eukaryota; Metazoa; Chordata; Mammalia; Rodentia; Octodontidae
Gene: Recql5
Product: RecQ like helicase 5
Exons: 19
Coding region: 643-3618 (991 amino acids)
Biological process (GO): double-strand break repair via homologous recombination
Cellular component (GO): chromosome; cytoplasm
Molecular function (GO): four-way junction helicase activity; nucleic acid binding; 3'-5' DNA helicase activity
Source: RefSeq, a predicted model, not a curated record
UAGAAGGCUCAGUGAUUUUCUCCUGACUGGAGUUCUCUGCAGCUUGGUUUCUGGGUCGAGGGUGCUGUACAGGAGUCUUGGCGUAGUGGGAGAACCAGGACACAGCAGCGGCUCGGCCAGAGCCCUUUGUUGGGCGGCCCAGAGGCUGACUCUGAUAUCUUGGGGACAAAGAGAGAGAUUCUUCGGUAGUGAAGGGAGAAAACUGAACGUGGGGCUAAAGAGGAAGGAGAGUGAAGGGGGUUGGGACCCAAAAGGACGGCGAGGGACAUGAAUGGUCGUCGCCGACUGCGCGUAUAGAAGUUGGAUCUUAGAAAAAACGAUUCUCUGUUCUCCAAACUAUUCCGAAGAUAUUUCUGUUUCUUCUCGUAAUCUGAUUUCUAACUGGUAUACUAUAGCUUUGGGUAGCUCAGUGUUCUUGUUUUCACUUAGCGUAAAAGUGAGGCUGUUAAUCUCUCAGGAAUAUCUUGCUGGAGGCAAUUCGUCUGCCGCUUUUACUACUUGAAACAAAUAUAUUGCACUUCAGCAAUAUAGCAAACAUAUUUGCAGAAGAAAAAUUAAGCUGUAUUUAAAUAACAAAACAGGGUUCUCGUGCCAGUCUUUCGCCACCUUUGCUUUAACUUUUGGCCACUGCUUUUCGCUAAGAUGAGCACACGCCCUUCCACCCCCUCUGACCCUGAGCGGCGAGUCCGGAGCGAGCUGAAGAAGGUCUUUGGGUUUGACUCUUUUAAGACGCCUUUACAGGAGAGGGCGACCAUGGCUGUAGUAAAAGGUGACAAAGAUGUCUUUGUGUGUAUGCCCACGGGGGCUGGAAAAUCCCUUUGCUAUCAGCUACCUGCACUAUUGGCCAAAGGCAUCACCAUUGUAGUCUCUCCUCUCCUUGCGUUGAUUCAGGAUCAGGUGGAUCACUUGCUGGCCCUGAAGAUACAAGUGAGUUCUCUGAGCUCGAAGCUAUCAGUGCAGGAGAGGAAGGAGCUGCUUUCAGACCUAGAGCGAGAAAAGCCACAGACCAGGCUUCUGUACAUUACCCCAGAGAUGGCCGCUUCCACCUCCUUCCAGCCCAUCCUGAAUUCCCUUGUGUCCCGCCACCUGCUUUCUUAUUUGGUGGUGGAUGAAGCUCACUGUGUUUCCCAGUGGGGGCAUGACUUCCGUCCUGACUACUUGCGUCUAGGUGCCCUGCGCUCUCGCCUGGCACAUGCCCCAUGUGUGGCUUUAACUGCCACAGCCACCCCACAGGUCCAGGAGGAUGUGUUUGCUGCACUGCAUCUGAAGCAACCAGUUGCCACUUUCAAGACUCCCUGCUUCCGGGCCAAUCUCUUCUAUGAUGUGCAGUUUAAGGAACUGAUUUCUGAUCCUUAUGGGAAUUUGAGGGACUUCUGCCUUAAAGCUCUUGGACAGAAGACGAAUAAAGAGUUGUUUGGCUGCGGCAUUGUCUACUGCAGAACUAGAGAGUCUUGUGAACAGCUGGCCAUAGAGCUCAGUAGCAGGGGUGUGAAUGCCAAGGCUUAUCAUGCAGGGCUGAAGGCUUCUGAUAGGACACAGGUACAGAAUGAGUGGAUGGAGGAGAAGGUCCCUGUAAUUGUUGCAACCAUCAGUUUUGGGAUGGGAGUGGACAAAGCUAAUGUCAGAUUUGUUGCCCACUGGAAUAUUGCCAAGUCGAUGGCUGGAUACUACCAAGAGUCUGGCCGGGCUGGCAGGGAUGGGAAGCCUUCUUGGUGCCGUCUCUAUUACUCUCGGAAUGACCGGGACCAAGUCAGCUUUCUAAUCAGGAAGGAAAUAGCAAAACUCCAGGAAAAGAGAGGGAACAAAUCAUCAGAUAAAGCCACACUCUUGGCCUUCGAUGCUCUGGUGACCUUCUGUGAAGAACUGGGGUGCCGCCAUGCUGCCAUUGCCAAGUACUUUGGGGAUGUACCACCUGCCUGCUCCAAAGGCUGUGACCACUGUCAGAACCCUGCAGCUGUGCAGAGGCAGCUGGAUGCUUUGGAGCGCAGCAGCAGCUGGAGCAAGACCUGCAUCAGGCCCUCCCAGGGAAAUGGCUUUGACUCUGAGCUGUAUGAGGGAGGUCGUAGGGGCUAUGGAGGAUUCAGCAGGUAUGAUGAAGGUUCUGGAGGCAGUGGUGAUGAGGGCAGAGAUGAGGCCCACAAGCGAGAAUGGAAUCUCUUCUAUCAAAAGCAGAUGAGUCUGCGCAAGGGCAAAGAUCCCAAGACAGAAGAAUUCAUACCUCCAGAUGAGGACUGUCCUCUGAAAGAAGCUUCUAGCAGGAAGAUCCCCCGGCUAACUGUGAAGGCCCGAGAGCACUGCCUGGGACUUCUGGAGGAGGCUCUGAGGAGUAACCAUCAGGCUGCAGGUUGCACUGAUGGAGUGGACCUUCACACCAAGGCCGUGGAGCUGGAACACGAGACAUUCCGAAAUGCCAAGAUGGCCAACCUAUACAAGGCCAGCGUGCUGAAGAAGGUGGCUGAGAUCCACAAAGCCUCCAAGGACGGGCAGCUGUAUGAUAUGGGAGGUGGCACCAAGAGCUGCAGCACCCAGGUGGAGUCCCCAGAGUCCAAUGAGUAUGACAUCCCACCUGCCUCCCACAUGUAUUCGCUCAAAUCCAAGAGAAUAGGAGCUGGCUUCGUCAAAGGCUCCUCCCUAUUCCAGAUGGCCACUGAGCUGAUGGGGAAGUCUCAAACACAGGAGCAAGCCCUCCAGACUGUACGAGGAGGUGAGCAGGAGCUCCCUAGCCAGCCCUGCGUUCUCCAGGACAAGGACAGAAGUGAGCCCCUCCCUGGGCCAAGUGGAGAAGCCCCUGCUGGUAAUGCAUAUUGUGGAGGACCCUUCCCUGAGAAGAAACCAAAAGGCUCCUGUGGGGACAGGUCCAUGGCCAAAUCCCGGGCCAACAAGAAGAAGCAGUUCCAAGCCAUAGUGCCUCACAAGGAUUCCCAGAGUAUUGCCCGCUUCUUCUGCCAAAGGGUAGAAAAUCCACCUGUACUUGGCUCAGCCCCAGGAGCAGAAGGUAGAGCAGAAGGUACCAGUCCUUCUUGUGAGGGGGUGCAGGGACCUCUCCUGGUCUCAGAGAAGUAUGCAAAGGAGGAAGCUGGAGCCCUGGGAUGUAUAACUACCCUUCACACAAAGCAGCAGUCUGGGGAGCAGCCAAGCACCUGUCCAGACCAGGUGACCCUGGAAACACCACCCAGUCCCCCAAAGGAAAUAAAGAGAGGCAAGCGGCACAGAGCUCAGCAGGAGAACUCAGGGAUCCCAUCACAGAAGAGGCCAUGCAACUUAGCCAAGUCCUCCAUCGUAGUGGAGGACAAGGGCAGCACCUCAGCUAGUGGUCAGGGUACUUUGAAUGCCAUAGUCCAACACCCGUGCCAGCUCUCAGCUCCUGGCAUCUCCCUGAAGGACGCUGCAGAUAUUGUGGUCAGGUACCUGACCCCUUUCUACAAGGAGGGCAAGUUUGCAUCCAAGGAGCUGUUUAAAGGCUUCGCCCGCCACCUUUCACACUUGCUGACUCAGAAGAGCUUGUCUGGAAGGAGUGUGAGGGAAGAAGCCCAGAGCCUCAUCAAGCAAUUUUUCCAUGGCUGUGUGAGGUGUGAGAGUGAAGCCGACUGGCACAAUUUGUGUGGCCUACAGAGAUGACCUGGUGCAGGCCUCACAGAGCUGGCAGCCUCCCUAGACUCAGAAACCAGCCUGGGCCUUCCUCAGAAAUAGGAAGCUGGGCAGGCCAGCUGGUGCCAGGGGUGCCAUCUUUCUGAGGGUCCUUCUCCCUACCAACCACGGCUCACUUUGGAGAUGGUUCCAGAUACUUUCCAAAUCAAGUCAGAGGUCACGAGUCAGCCUACCUUCCUGCUUGCAAAGCCCCAUGGUCCUUCCUCAGAGCCUCCUUGUCUCUCCUAGCCCUCAUAGUUGAGUUUUCUGGGUCAGAUCCCCAGGUGAGAAUAUGGCAGGGUGACGUGGCUGCUGCCAGGGGCAGAGUAGGAGCAACCUUACUUCUCAUACUCAACAAGUUCAGAGCCAGGGCAAGGCCUCCUAUCCAAGGUUUGAGGCCUGCUCAGGGCCUCUGCUCACCUGCUUCCCUUGUGAUGCCAGCCUUGCCUUAGGUGUAGAGCUGGUAGGAACAGUGGUGGCACAUAGGCCCUCUACUCAGCUCAGCUGCUGGUUAGGAAGGCCGGGCCUGACUGAUGUUUACAAUAGGAAUAAAGUAUUGUUUGCUUGACACACACAUGUACAUACAACUCUUUUUCUUGGAAAUUUUUAUUUCCUCAGCACCUUCUUCCAGGGCUAGGUUUAUGCCAACAUUGAGCCUUGUGGGUACUUGGGGCCAGGUAGGUAUCUGCCUCAGGCUGGACAAUAUUAGAUGUCCAAGCCAGGUUUCUGUAGUCCCCUUACUGGGCCCUAGCCCGCCCCUGAGGUAGUGUGGCUACCUUUUUUUUCCCAUCUGAAGUCACUGUGGCACUCCCUGCCCCAUAGCCUCCAUCUGGGCCAGCCAGGCUAUGCUGUAUUCCAGAGCAGGGCCAGGUGGGA